This is a messenger RNA of Hippoglossus stenolepis (Pacific halibut), 3200 nucleotides long. RefSeq names its product helicase-like transcription factor (gene hltf). The transcript has 25 exons. Gene Ontology annotation, molecular function: ATP-dependent chromatin remodeler activity; hydrolase activity, acting on acid anhydrides, in phosphorus-containing anhydrides; zinc ion binding. Bases 100 to 2979 code for a protein of 959 amino acids. NCBI's taxonomy places the organism in Eukaryota, Metazoa, Chordata, Actinopteri, Pleuronectiformes, Pleuronectidae. The record is from RefSeq and is a predicted model, not a curated record.
GUGCCAAACUAACUGCAGCUGACUCCUGGAUACGAGAGCAACAGAGAGAAAGAAGCUCAAAGACCAGAAAUAAACAAACUACGACACAGAGGAGAAACCAUGUCCUCUCCAGGUGUCCAGAUGAAUUUCCACAGGUGGGACAUGCAUUGGGGCAGCUAUACUGACGACGACCUCUUCUCAGACCCCCAUGAAUCCGACACAGAGACCCUCUCCCAGGCCAUCAGAGCCGCGGCGGCCGAGGAGCCGGACGCAGACGGCAGCGUGCUGUUUGGACACCUGCAGGGCACCGUGGUCGGCCUCAGAUUUUACACAGGGGUGGUGAAUCAAGGGGAAAUGGUCGGCUUAGUGCGUGAGCCGCACAAUCCAUACGACCGUAACGCAGUGAUGGUCGCCAACAUUUAUGGCAGCCAGGUGGGACACAUCAAGAGGGAGCUGGCAGCAGCUAUGGCGUACGUCAUGGACAAUAACUUGGCUAAAGUAGAGGGGGUGGUGUACUCGGGCACGAAGAACCAGUACAACAUGCCUGUGAUGCUGUCGUUCUGGGGGGGAGAAGAAAACAAAAAUGCCGUGAUUGAAUCGAUGGCACGCCGUGGAUAUAGACUGACCACAGGUGCAAGCAAACCAACAGGUGCAAAUCAAACAUCAAGUGCAUCUAAGAAAGGUUUGACCAUCCCACUAACUGCAAAAGAGCUGAAGAAUGCAUUUGAUAAUCUGUUUGAAGGUCUGAUGGAGAGUAAAGACGGCGAGAAAGAAGCUGUUGAGUCUGUGGUCACUCCUCUCCUGCCGCACCAGAGACAGGCCCUGUCCUGGAUGUGUGCUCGAGAAAACAAAUCUACGCUGCCGCCCUUCUGGAAGAAGACAGGGGAGCUGUACUUCAACACGCUCACAUGUUUCUCUGCCAAAGAAAUACCAGAGAGGGUUCGUGGAGGAAUACUGGCAGAUGACAUGGGACUGGGAAAAACUCUGACAACCAUUGCUCUGAUCCUCACCAACUUUCACAAUGGAAAGCCACUGCCUGUGGAGAGAUGUGAGAAGGGGUCCUCACCCUUUAAAGCUAAAACCAAACCCCAGAUGUUCUCCAAACUAGAAGGGAACAGCGACGCAACUGAUGGAGCAGGAAGGAGCUCAGACCUUCCUCAGGCGGAGGUGAUCUGUGCUGACAUACCGGACAUCGUGGAGAGAACGAGUGAGUCUGAGAAAAGUGCUAGCAAAGGAAAGAUGAAAGCCACCAAGCGAAAGCCCAGUAAAGUGGCCCCAGUUUUGCUGGAGGAUCUGGACUUCGCUGCAGCGCUGGGUGGCGCCGCAUCAGACCCGAAGAAAAAGAAAACUGCCAACAAGGCCAGUCCCACAGCGGGUGUGGAAUCCUUCCUCCCUCAAAGUGCAGAUGACUUAUCAACAAGAACAACUCUCAUCAUCUGUCCACUCUCUGUGCUCAGCAACUGGCUGGAGCAGUUUGAGCAGCACGUGCAUCCCAAUGUGAAGCUCAACGUGUAUCUGUAUUACGGCUCGGAGCGCAACAGGAGCAAGAAGUUUUUGUCCUCCCAGGAUGUGGUGAUCACCACCUACAACGUUCUGUCUGCUGACUUUGCCAAUAAGAGUCCCCUCCACGGGAUCAGUUGGCUGAGGGUCGUGCUGGAUGAAGGACACAUCAUAAGAAACCCAAACACACAGAUGAGUAAAGCCGUGUUGGACCUGAAAGCUGACCGCCGCUGGAUUCUUUCAGGUACUCCGAUCCAGAACAGUGUGAAAGACCUGUGGAUGCUGGUGGCUUUCUUGCGUCUGAAGCCAUUCGAUGUGCGAGAGUGGUGGAACAGAGUGAUCCAGAGACCCACGACUCAGGGAGACAGGGACGGCCUGCAGAACCUUCAGACCCUGGUGAAGUACAUCACACUGCGGCGGACCAAGAGCAGUGAGGCAAAUGGGCGCCCCCUGGUGUCCCUGCCUGAAAAGACUGUCUACGUGGAGCAGGUGGAACUGAGCCAGCAAGAAAGAGAGGAGUACGAGCUGGCGCGCAACGAAGGAAGAAACACCAUCGGCAGAUAUGUAGCAGAGGGGUCAGUGCUGAGGAACUAUGCUGAUGUGUUGGCCAUCCUGAUGAGGCUUCGACAACACUGCUGCCACCCUGAUCUACUGGCGAAGGUUUGCUCAGAUUUAGGUGCGGCAGCGACGCCCACAGAGCUGCGGGAGCGUCUGAUCGAGAAGCUGCGGUUGGUGUUGGCCAGCGGCUCCGAUGAGGAGUGCUCUGUGUGUCUGGACUCGGUCCGUCUCCCCGUCAUCACACACUGCGCACAUGUUUACUGCCGGCCCUGCAUCGCCCAGGUCAUCAGCACUGAGAAGGAGACGGCGCGUUGUCCUCUCUGUCGAAGUGAGAUCAAGACCAAGGAGCUUGUGGAGUUUCCACAGGAGGAAAUGGAAGAAGAGAGCAGUAUGAAUUCUGAGAGGUGGAGGACAAGCUCAAAGGUGCAGGCGCUGAUGGGAAACCUGCUCAGGCUGCGAAGUGAAGACGGCAGCAUUAAAAGUUUGGUCGUCUCUCAGUUUACGCGUUUCCUCACCAUACUGGAGACUCCACUCAGAGAGCACGGUUUCACUUUUGUGCGUUUCGACGGCGCCAUGAGCCAAAAGAAGAGGACCCAGGUGAUCCGGGAGUUUCAGAGCUCCGCGGCCGACGGCCCCGCCAUCAUGCUGCUGUCACUCAAAGCUGGAGGGGUGGGGCUCAACUUGACCGCCGCCUCUCGAGUUUUCCUCAUGGAUCCUGCCUGGAACCCAGCCACUGAGGAGCAGUGUAUCGACCGCUGCCACCGUCUGGGCCAGAAGAAGAAAGUCGUCGUCACCAAGUUUAUUGUGAAGAAUUCAGUCGAGGAGAACAUGGUGAAGAUCCAGAGGCAGAAGCAGGACCUGGUGGAGAAGGCGUUUGGCUCCACAAACACCGAAAGUAAAUUGUCUCCCAUUGACGACAUCAGAGCUCUGAUGGAGCUGUAGUAGUCUGAUACUGGACCUGAACAUUAACAUGGAAACGACACAAACUGUUCAAUUUGGUGUCGGACAUUUUGAAAAGGUUUAUUGUUUUUUUUACAGUUGCUCAUUAAUGUUCUAAGUUCUGUUUUAUUUAAUGAGUCAUGUUUUGUUCUUGUUCACUAAUGUUUGUUAUUGUAAACUCAACGUCUUAGUUUGUCAGUUGGAUAAAACAAGUAAUGUUAAAA